Clonostachys rhizophaga is the source of this 183-nucleotide messenger RNA. The record is from the annotation of a GenBank genome assembly. Lineage: Eukaryota; Fungi; Ascomycota; Sordariomycetes; Hypocreales; Bionectriaceae.
AUGCCUCCAUUCCAGGGCCGGAGGAUGUCUACGGUAAGUCGGACGAGUCAGACUCAAGGUGCUGACAAGACUGAGCCCUACGCCAUGCGGGUCCAAGGAACCGCAGGGUAUUGGGUCCCGGAAGGCUACCUGGAAAUAUCUUAUAUAUGCGUAUCCUACCGUAUUCCCAGAACAGCUGCUUAG